This is a messenger RNA of Zalophus californianus (California sea lion), 1018 nucleotides long. Its product is annotated as mitoguardin 1-like. Bases 24 to 947 code for a protein of 307 amino acids. The record is from RefSeq and is a predicted model, not a curated record. Gene Ontology annotation, biological process: mitochondrial fusion. The transcript has a single exon. Lineage: Eukaryota; Metazoa; Chordata; Mammalia; Carnivora; Otariidae.
AGCACCAGAUUAGAAGAGGAGUCAUGUCAGAAGAAACAGUAAGCGAAUCACAGUUUUCCUUGAAGACAGCAGUACUAAGAGUGUUUGAUCUUCCUCUGUCUUGGUACUAUUCUCUCUCCCAGAUAAAAUUUUCACCAGUAGCAAAAAAGUUGUUUGUGGUAACUGCAGUGAGUGCUGUAUCUGUAAUUUUUCUGGCCCAUCACUUUAAAAGAAGACGUGGAAAGAAGAAAGGAAAAAUACUACCAUGGGAACCAGAGCACCUUGUACUUGAAUACACUAAAAGAGCAGCAUCAGACAAAGGUUCAAGUUGUUCCAGUAGUAGACAGAAUUUGACAUUAUCUUUAAGUUCUGCCAAAGACAAAGGAUCUCAGUCUUGUAACUAUGCUAAUGGAGGACUUUUCAGUAAAUACUCAGGUUCUGCACAGAGUUUAGCCUCCGUCCAGAGUGUCAAUUCUUGUCAUAGCUGUGCUUGCGGCAAUUCUAACUCCUGGGACAAAGCAGAUGAAGAUGAUAUUAAACUUGUUAAUAUUCCUGUGACCACUCCUGAGAACUUAUACUUGAUGGGUAUGGAGUUGUUUGAAGAGGCAUUGCGUCGAUGGGAGCAGGCUCUCACCUUUCGAAAUAGACAGGCUGAGGAUGAAGCCUGUAGUUCCAUUAAAUUGGGUGCAGGAGAUGCCAUUGCCGAAGAAAGUGUAGAUGAUAUUAUUAGUACUGAAUUUAUCCAUAAACUUGAAGCUCUGCUGCAAAGAGCAUAUCGUCUCCAAGAGGAGUUUGAAGCUACCCUGGGAGCAUCUGAUUCUAAUUCCCUUGUUAAUGAUAUCGAUAAAAAUACAGAUACCACCAUGAAGGGGAGUAUGGAUGAAUUUGGCCUGCGAGACUCCUUGAGUGUUGCAUCAACUGAUUCCUUUGCUUCAGCAACAGAGCUUGCAGAACACAGAGAAGGAUGACAUGCUUACAGUCUAGAGUCUCUCUGCCACUGCCCUUUUUAUGAAGAAGCCAUGCAUUUAGUUGAAGAAGG